CGUCGAGGCCUCAUUAAGGCGCGGGGUCGCGUCUCUCCCGGCGCGGUGGCGGCUGGCAGGGCAGGACAGAGCAGCGGAGCGGGCUGGCGGUGGCCUGGGCUGCGGAGCGACGGGUGGGCUGCGACCUGCUGCAGUGAUUUCCCGUAACUAGCCAAGGCUGUGUGGUGGCCUUUUGUGUAAAGCAGCUGGGAUUUGUGUAGGUUGUUCCUUUACCAUAGGAAAGAUGCAUCCUUAUUAGAUGCCAGACCAGUUAUCAACUGUGCUGAGCUGCAAGCAAAAUGGUAAAGUACAGGCUUGUUCUCUUAAGACACGGGGAAGGAGCCUGGAACAAGGAGAAUCGCUUCUGCAGCUGGGUGGACCAGAAGCUGAGCAGUGAUGGCAUAAGGGAAGCUCAGAACUGUGGUAAACACCUUAAAGCACUGGGCUUUGAGUUUGACCUCGUCUUCACCUCUGUACUGAGACGCUCUAUCCAGACUGCAUGGCUUAUCCUGGAAGAGAUGGGCCAAGAGUGGGUCCCCAUUCAGAGUUCCUGGCGACUGAAUGAACGUCACUAUGGUGCACUAAUCGGUCUCAACAGAGCAGAAAUGGCUCUGAAUCAUGGGGAGGAGCAAGUGAAAAUAUGGAGGAGAAGCUAUGAUGUUACCCCACCUCCCAUAACUGAGUCUCAUCCAUACUAUGAAGAGAUAUACAACGAUCGCCGGUAUAAAUGCAGUGAUGUGUCUCAAGAUAAUCUCCCAAAAGCUGAAAGUCUAAAAGACGUGCUUGAUAGACUCCUUCCCUAUUGGAAUGAAAAGAUAGUGCCAGAACUGAAAAGUGGCAAAAUGAUCCUUAUUUCUGCUCAUGGUAACAGCAGCAGGGCAUUGCUGAAGCACGUGGAAGGCAUCUCUGAUGAGGACAUCAUCAAUGUUACUCUUCCCACUGGUGUGCCCAUACUCCUUGAACUUGAUGAGAAUCUGCACCCUCUGGGCCCUCACCAAUUUUUGGGUGAUCAAGAAGCUAUUCAAGCUGCCAUCAAAAAAGUGGAAGAUCAAGGGAAAGUAAAAUCUGCUGAGAAGUAAAAAUUCCACUAACAGAGCUGUUUCCCAAGUGUGGUAUUAUGUAUGACUGCUAGGUUGCACUGUGUGAAAGUCUGAAUUUCAAGCACUAAAUAAUAGGAAGGGACAGUUGAUGAAUCUCAGGUUGGUAGAUGAACCCUCUGCCUUUCAAAAACUGGAAUUUAGAUCUCAGUGUGAGGUUAUAGAUACAGAGGAAAAAAAAAAUCAGAUCAUUCAGGUAAUGGAGACUUGCAGAGCAGUCUGCCCCACAUCUAGGGUUGAGGGUGGCCUAGUGCAGGAAUAAAAGGGUAUGUUAUUGGUGUCUGCUAAUAAUCAGCCUUAAUCUGUUAAGGGGAAAAGCAUCAGUUUACUGGACUAAGUUCAGGUAAUUAGGCACUAAAACUUUCUCACUCAUAAAAUGACACUAGGUAACAUUGUUAUCUGAGACAUUUCUGUGUCAAUAGCCAUGACAGCUUGUUCUGGAUGGACUUCCUUUGGUCUUUUGGAACACUUCAGCUGUACAACUCUUUGCCUUGUGUUAUUUUUGAGUCUUCCAAGGCCAGCUCAUGGUCUAGAAGAGAACUUUCUAGAGAAGUUCAGAUUGUUAUAGUUGCUGUAGUUGUCUUUUGUUACUCUAUAUUCCAGUUUAUAAGGAAUCUGGAAGGAACCCCUUUUCCUCCACCAUCUUUGCAAAGCCUAGCAUGACUGCCUUUUGCAAGCUGGCAAUAAUAAGAUUUAAUUCAGACUUUAGUCUGUAAACUGAGCACAAAGGUUUCCUGCUUAAUGUUUAAAUAUCACUUAGCUCUUAGUGAGUGACCUGAGUAUUGUUCAACAUUUGAUUGUCUCAGCCAAGUUGUUAAAAUAACUCCUGUUUACCUCAGUAAGACUUGGAUCUAGGAAAAUCCCCCUCUAAGCUUUCCUGAGCUGCAAAGAUCUCUUCAUAAAUAUGUUGUACACUAAUAUUAUUGUGACACUCUCUGUAUCAAUUGCUCUGGAGAGCUGGAACAGGUGCGUAAGGUGACAUGUAAGAAGUGUUAUUGGAUUCAGCUCAUUCAGCCAUCAUGCUGGUAGGGAAGGGUGUUCUUCCAUGCCUGAAAAUAUUCUGUAAAACUCACAACUGUAGAUUGAUUCCUGCUGAGUGUGACCUUGCUAUUGUGUUAGGCACAAAAUUGAACAGUUCACACUGUGGUUGAGUGUAGUGUAGCAUGUAUGGCUGUUUGUUCUCUAGGUACACAAGCAUGAGGGUAAUUCCAUUUUUGAAGAAUUGCUCUAAUUUUACUUGCACACGUAAAACUGUUACUUAAAAUAUAUCACAACAUCUAAACAUCUGGAUUCUGACCUUAGUUAGCCAAUGUGGGUGAUACUUGUGUGUGUACUCCUUGAGCUGAAUGUGUUCUCAGCAUGGCCCAGCUACAAAGAAGUUGAUAAGAAUUCCCUUGGUAUGAUGCUAGUAUAAACUUCAUAAUUCCUAGAGUAGCUGCUGCUUUGCAGUGAGCAACUCCAGCUCAUUUCAUGUGUGAGGAUGUUUGUUCCUUUGAGGAGAGCAGUGUGGCAGCAUGGUGUGCCUCUGGUAGUCUCUCUGAUACAUGGAGGCAGACAUUGCAGGUCUGGUGCUGGCUUACAUUAGUAUAGCAUAUACUCCAUAAAAGACUUCCUGCUAGAUGGUAGUUUCUCUUGCACAAAUGGUGCUUGGGCUUCUCCUUGGUUUUGUUCUUGUAGCCCUUGAAGUAAGAACAAAGCUAUGUGUUUCUCUUUUUAAACAUAAGUCUGGUAGAUUUCCUUUGUACAAGCAAGGAUGUUUCAUAUUGUUUUCUCUGAAAUGCUAUUAACAGUUUCCCUGCAACUCCGAUUCAAUAAUGUAUCAAGUUCAGUAUCAAGAAAAAGUUACUGUAGACUCACUAACAAGGCAAGCAGAGCUACCUGUUGUCAGUGGGAACCGCCUGCAUUCAGAUGUGUGGGCUUACAGUCAUGGCUGUCAGUAUUCAUAGCUCUUUGGGAAUGUGCAUUUUAAUGUAGAACUUCAGGACUUGAAUUGCAGCUGGAAUAUACUUAGAAAUGAACCUAACUGAACUGGAAAAUGUGCUCACUCUUCCCCUUGUCUCAGAAUUCAUUAUCUGAGGAUGAAGUGGGGAAUGGAAAGGUGGAUGAAUGUAGAGAGCAUUAAUACUUCUUGCAGUUGAAUGGAUGAAAUCAAGUGAAAACACUCUUUCAAAGAGUCAUGGACAGUAGGAAAAGAACAGCAUUGUGAUGUCUUCAGGUGGUACUGUUUCUUUAGUGCUACUUGAGGCACAAAUAGUGACAAUGCCCUUGGAAGCUGGACUUCAUUUGCUUUGUUUUUCUCCAAAGUGUGAUGACAGGAUUUUAUGUGCACAUCUGGCAGCAAAACCACCUUGCAGAAGUAUCAAAUGAAACCAAUUGGAUUUCAUUGUGUUGAAUAUUGUUUUAACACUUUACAGUGCUUGCUUCUGAAUAGCCUUCUAGUUAAAUUCCUGAGUAGUAAAAUGUUUUUACUGAAGAACAGAAACCAACUUCCAUCAAUGGUGGCAUAAGGAUGCCUGAUUUUCAGACAUAGCUAUGUUAGAGGGAGAAAAAAGAAUUGUGCUGGUGGCUUUAGAAAUCAGUGGUUGGAAAACCUUUUCCCUGUGUUUGAAUAUGCCUCCAAGUCCCAUAAAGUUACUGAUGUUACAGCUGACAUUAUGGAUGUGAUUGAUCUGGUUUGUUUAUCCAUUUUUAAGUUGUGGUUCAGUAGCAAUAAUAGCUCUAUAAAUCCUCUUGAAAACCUUUGUAAAUAUGGUGGAGUUGGCAGGUUCUUUGUAACUCAAUAAAUUCACCUGAAACAGCAUUUGACUUGGGUU
This is a messenger RNA of Colius striatus (speckled mousebird), 3889 nucleotides long. RefSeq names its product bisphosphoglycerate mutase (gene BPGM). Bases 279 to 1058 code for a protein of 259 amino acids. Gene Ontology annotation, biological process: glycolytic process. The transcript has 4 exons. Lineage: Eukaryota; Metazoa; Chordata; Aves; Coliiformes; Coliidae. Gene Ontology annotation, molecular function: intramolecular phosphotransferase activity. The record is from RefSeq and is a predicted model, not a curated record.